This is a messenger RNA of Trichoderma atroviride IMI 206040, 543 nucleotides long. RefSeq lists its product as uncharacterized. The record is from RefSeq and is a predicted model, not a curated record. NCBI's taxonomy places the organism in Eukaryota, Fungi, Ascomycota, Sordariomycetes, Hypocreales, Hypocreaceae.
AUGACAGGCCAUCAUCAACACAACCCCGAUUCUCUAUUAGAUGACCAACGGUCGCUUUCUUCACUGGGCAGUAGUGACCGGAUGUCAAUCUAUGAUUACUUCACGCUGCCAGAGGAGCAACCGCCGUUGGACAUCGAUCCAUCCACUUCGCUUCAAGGCGGAGAUUCAGACUUGCUUGACCUAUCGAGAUGCGAAUCGCCAUUGCUUUUAUCUGAAGAUGGCAACCGCGAAGAUUGCGACCACUAUCUAAACACGAUACCAAGUCCUGAUUCUCUUGUCGGACAGAACAAUCAGGUAAAGACGGAGAACCAAGACAUUGAGACAGCAACGGCUUCUGUUCUCGCCAGUCCAUCAAAUGCCGAGAUACAGGAAAUGCGCAAGGAAAAAGAAGAAUUCUCUCUCCUAGCCAAGAAGAAAAUAAUGGGAGCUGCCGAAUACAAGAGAAACUUGGAAUCGGCGUUGCUGAAAGCCGAGGCCGUCAACGCAGAAUGCCAGUCGCUGCGAGCUACAACACAGUGGACACAAAAGGCUAUAUAUAAAUGA